Messenger RNA from Caenorhabditis bovis, 333 nucleotides. The record is from the annotation of a GenBank genome assembly. NCBI's taxonomy places the organism in Eukaryota, Metazoa, Nematoda, Chromadorea, Rhabditida, Rhabditidae.
AUGAAGAUGUCUCGCCACAAUUCGCUUCCGUCGGUGACAACCAACAAUUUGCGCGAGUUGUGGAUAUUCGAGGAGAACGGCAUCGUGCCGGGCUCAGUUCCCGUCUCGAGCCCGCUGCCCGAAGAGGAGCUCGAGGCGUCCGAAUGGCGAAUGCCGCCCGACGCGUUCCUCAAUCCGGCCGAUCGGCAGCGCAUGAAAAAUCGGGUGCCGAAGCCGCAGUUCGAGCAGCCGACUGAAAACCGCUCGCGAUUCUUCACGAUUACCAGGGCGUGGAUCGACCGGGCCACAAAAAUGAUCCAUCGUUUGACGUCAAGGUGUGCGUGCUUCAAUUAG